Messenger RNA from Leptinotarsa decemlineata (Colorado potato beetle), 1242 nucleotides. Its product is annotated as RCC1-like G exchanging factor-like protein. The record is from RefSeq and is a predicted model, not a curated record. Lineage: Eukaryota; Metazoa; Arthropoda; Insecta; Coleoptera; Chrysomelidae.
AUGGGGAGUAGUAAUGAAUAUUACUACAUCUCUGAUGAUCUUUCUGUCACUGUUAUAAUCUUCAACAACAAAUUUCAGGUCAUCACGGCAGCAAGUGGAUUUGGUUUCACAGUUUUUGCUGUGAAUAGUGAUACAAAUGAAAAGAUCUAUGGAACAGGUAUCAAUACUGAUUCACAAAUAGGGUAUCAUGAAGUCAGACAUGGUAAACCCUUAGAAAUUCUCUUCUACCCGAAGCCAAUUUCCCUGCCAUUCAAGAACCCUGAAAAAUCAAAAGUACUCAAACUUUCUGCAGGACGUGCACAUUUAGUUGUACUGACAGAUGAAGGUAUAUUCACCUUAGGAAACAAUUCUUUUGGUCAGUGUGGAAGGAAAAUAAUACCAGAUGAAAAUUAUACAAUGAAUUGUUACAUACAUCAUAUCCCGAAGAUUGAUGGAAAAUCCGUGAUUGAUAUCGAAUGUGGACAGGACCACAGUAUGGCACUUGCAGAAGAUGGAAGCGUUUAUUCCUGUGGAUGGGGUGCUGACGGCCAGACAGGACUUGGCCACUUCAAUAAUCAUUCUGAAUUUUCUCGUGUAACUGGAGAUAUUGAAUCAGAAAAAAUUGUGAAACUUUCAUGUCGAUCAGAUUUUGUUUUAGCUCUUAAUGAUAAAGGCGAGGUGUUCGGAUGGGGAAACUCGGAAUACAGCCAGAUGUCAUUACCAGGAGGGGAACAACAAAGUUCAGCUUCAAGGCAUAUCAAAAUGCUUGAUAAAUUAGGAAAAAUCCAGAGUGUAGCUAGCGCUGGAUCUUUUUGUAUAGUAUCAAAUGAUGACGGACAAGUUUUCUCAUGGGGUUAUGGCUUAUUGGGAGCUGGGCCACAGGCUCAGCAGUCCAAGGAGCCAAUUCACAUACCAGAAACUUUAUUUGGAAAGAAUGAUUUCUCACCAGAGAGCAGAGUAGAAAAAGUUGCCUGUGGAUUGUACCAUUCCGCAGCUAUAACAAAUAGCGGUGAUUUAUUUAUAUGGGGUAGAAAUAAACAUGGAUGCUUAGGCUUGGGACAUCAGAAUGAUCAGUAUUUUCCGCUGAAGCUGGCAAUAGGAGGUUUUGUUUCCCAGGCUCUUUUUGGAAUUGACCAUUCCAUAGCAAUUUGUAAACCGUUCAUAUGAACUGUGAUAUUUCCUAGGAAAAACAGAAAAAACACGUUUGAAUUUUAUUUAUUGACAUAGUUUCUGUACUGAUUAUUAUUAAACAUUUUUUUCACU